CACCCCAACCUUCCACUCCCUCAAGCCGACUGACUAUAAACCCAGGUAUCAUCAACUAAACCUAAUCCUCUCACCGAGCCUGCGUAACGCGCUCUAACAUCUAGUCUGGAGAUGAUGCACUACCAUCGGGGGUUCGUGCUCAUCUCUUCUUGUCUUUCAACCGUCACGUUCGCGGCUAACACUAAUUUGUUCUCGAAUCUGUGGCAUGGAACGAUCCACAAUCGCACAGUACCACUUAUCAUCCUGGUGUUCUUUGUUUCCUUUCUUCCCUUGAGCGAAGAAUCUGGAGGUCUUCCAAGGAUUGAGUUCGGCGCUAAUCCGCAUUGAGCACGCUUGAUAAUCGCAGGUCAUGGAGGUUGAGUUUCGCGCUAGGCGGAAUUAAGGCAUAAACGCUAUACAGUUUUUGCAU
Molecule: messenger RNA, 409 nt
Organism: Mytilinidion resinicola
Lineage: Eukaryota; Fungi; Ascomycota; Dothideomycetes; Mytilinidiales; Mytilinidiaceae
Exons: 1
Coding region: 112-327 (71 amino acids)
Source: RefSeq, a predicted model, not a curated record